GCGCCCGGGCUGUGCUGAAUGUAAACACAGCGUUGAAAGCGUGACCGUGAUCUACAGUUAGGACUUUUAUACAGAAAUGAUUUUAGAUUUAGGUGUUUUAGAAAUAACAUCGUACUCUUCAUGACAGAGGCUUUCUUGUAGGAAAAACAUUGAGUGAGCAACGAAAAGGACGGUAUUUGCCAUAAUCUUUUUUUCUUGUGGAGUUUGGUGUAAUUAUGAUUUUCGGACAUGCUCUGGUCAGUUUAUCGUGGAUUACAAAAAGCUGCAGUGAACGCAUUGAAGACGAGUAAAGGACCGCCACCUUUACAACGUUUGCUUUGUACUUGUGACCAUGGUAACACAAACAGAUUGGCCGAUGCAGAGACCAUUUUCGCCCUGUCGUCGGGUCACGGCAGAUGUGGUGUUGCUGUGGUGAGGGUCAGUGGUCCAGCCUCUCUCUCAGCCCUGAGGAGCAUGGCUGGACUCAAACACACACCCCCACCUCCACGGACAGCACUAUUACGCAGCAUCACUGACCCAAGAACCAAAGAGGUGCUGGACCGGGGGCUUGUGCUGUGGUUUCCAGGCCCACACAGCUUCACAGGAGAGGACAGCGCAGAGUUCCACAUCCACGGUGGUCCGGCUGUGGUCGCUGCAGUUCUACAGGCUUUAGGAAACGUGGCUGGCAUGCGGCCGGCUGAAGCUGGGGAGUUCACACGGAGGGCCUUCCAAGCAGGGAAACUUGGGCUGACUGAGGUGGAGGGUCUGGGUGAUCUGAUCCACGCAGAGACAGAGGCCCAGAGGAGGCAGGCGCUGAGGCAGAUGUCUGGAGACCUGGGACGCCUUUAUCAGGACUGGAGCAGCAGACUCAAACGGAACCUGGCACACGUCGAGGCGUUUAUCGACUUCAGUGAAGACGAGCUGAUCGAGGAGGGAGUUCUGGACCAGGUGGACCAGUCCAUAUCUGAGCUCCAAUCUGAGGUUGAGCACCACCUGCAGGAUGAGCGGCGCGGGGAGAGGCUGCGCAGCGGCGUGCACGUGGUUAUCGCUGGAGCCACCAACGCGGGGAAGAGCAGCCUCCUCAACACACUCUGCCAGAGACCGGCUGCCAUUGUGUCUCCAAUCGCGGGCACCACUAGGGACGUAGUGGACACGGCUUUGGACAUCGGAGGUUUUCCUGUAGUUCUCAGCGACACAGCAGGACUCAGGGAUAGCGCCGACCUGGUGGAGAGAGAGGGGGUCCGCAGGGCGCGCCAGAGGGUGGAGCAGGCGGAUGUGACCCUGGUGGUGGUGGACUGUGCUCAGAUUCCAUUGGACCAGCCCACAGUCUCCUUCCUCCGGGACCACAUUAAGACCGUGCUGCCGUCCCAGGACCCCAGUCACACAGAGCAGUGCAUCGUGGUGCUGAAUAAGCUGGACCUGCUGACGGAGCAGAGGAGACAGAGGCUUCGCUCAGACCUAAGCUCAUGGACGGCCCCUCCCUCUGUCUGCUGUGUCUCCUGUCUCACCGAAGAGGGACUACAGCACUUCCUCUCGCAACUACAGCUCAGGGUCCAGCAGCUGUGUGGAGACCCUCUGUCCGGUGGCCCCUCGCUGACUCAGGCGCGGCACAGAUCUCACCUGCAGCUCUGCGUCUCUGCUCUGAAACAGUUCCGUCGUUACCGGGACUCGGACCUGGCUCUGGCCGCUGAGGGGGUCCGCCUCGCCCUCACCUGCAUCGGGCGCAUCACGGGACGGGUCGGGCCUGAAGAGAUCUUGGACAUUAUCUUCAAAGACUUCUGCAUCGGGAAAUAAAGUGAGGAGUCAGAGCGGAAACAUGUGGACAUAAGCAAUAGAGCUGAACUGUCCUGCCUGUUUUGAAGUAAAUAGCACAUUAAGUUCUUACCAUAGGCUUAACAUUUUAAUUUAAUAAAAAGUUUUGGAAAAGAGUC
Periophthalmus magnuspinnatus is the source of this 1910-nucleotide messenger RNA. RefSeq names its product GTP binding protein 3, mitochondrial (gene gtpbp3). The record is from RefSeq and is a predicted model, not a curated record. Gene Ontology annotation, biological process: tRNA methylation; tRNA wobble uridine modification. NCBI's taxonomy places the organism in Eukaryota, Metazoa, Chordata, Actinopteri, Gobiiformes, Gobiidae. Bases 229 to 1773 code for a protein of 514 amino acids. Gene Ontology annotation, cellular component: mitochondrion; cytoplasm. Gene Ontology annotation, molecular function: protein binding; GTP binding; GTPase activity. The transcript is spliced from 11 exons.